Pocillopora damicornis (cauliflower coral) is the source of this 3014-nucleotide messenger RNA. RefSeq names its product amidophosphoribosyltransferase. Gene Ontology annotation, molecular function: amidophosphoribosyltransferase activity. NCBI's taxonomy places the organism in Eukaryota, Metazoa, Cnidaria, Anthozoa, Scleractinia, Pocilloporidae. Gene Ontology annotation, biological process: purine nucleobase biosynthetic process. The record is from RefSeq and is a predicted model, not a curated record.
UGCCGCCAACUCAAAUUGUAAUUAUCUUUCUGGAUUUUUCAGGGUCUUUCAGACAGUCAUGGGCGAUUACAUCAAAUCUUUUCAUUCGCCAGACGAGUUUCGUUCUUGAACUUAGUUUCGUUGAUUAGAUCGACAACACAGGAGAAAAAAUGGGAUCUUUUUUCAUCUCUCCACUUAUAUAACUCCUCUACAAGCUUGUGGUAUUCGUGGUUUUGUGUCGAUCAAGUAAGGAAGAACUUGACUAAUAAUGGCGUCCAUUGAGACAGGCUUAACGCAUGCUUGCGGCGUUUUCGCUUGUGUAAGAGCCGAAGGAGUUACUUCAGAGGAAGUUGAUGUCGCCAGUAUGAUUUCUCUCGGUCUAGUUUCACUUCAACAUCGGGGCCAAGAAAGUUGUGGAAUAGUGACAAAUGAUGGCAAAAAGUUCCAUCAGCAUAAAGGAAUGGGACUAGUGAACCAGGUCUUCCAGGAACAGCACAUAAAAUCACUCCCAGGAUAUAUGGGUAUUGGACACACACGCUACUCAACUGCAGGGGCAUCAGAACUCCUUAACUGUCAACCAUUUGUAGUAGACACAAUUCAUGGACGUAUGGCUGUUGGACACAAUGGGGAACUGGUGAAUGCUAAAGCAUUGCGAAAAAAGGUUCUCCUCAAUGGAACUGGUCUAUCAACAGGAAGUGACAGCGAAGUAAUUACACAGCUGUUGACGGCUACACCUCCAUGUGGAGAACCUGAUGGUCCAAACUGGCCUGGAAGAAUUUACGAAAUGAUGCAACUCACACAGCUGGCUUACUCGCUUGUCAUCAUGACCCAAGACUGCAUAUAUGCUGUCAGGGACCCUCAUGGAAAUCGACCACUGUGUAUUGGUAAACUGAUGAAUUUGAAUAGUAGCCCACAGAUGGCACGUCUUGGUGGAGAAAUUAUCCAGAAUGGAGAGAUUCAUGAUGAAAACUGUACACUAGGUUGGGUGGUGUCUUCAGAAUCCUGUGGUUUCCACUCAUUUGGGGCUUCUAUGUGCAGAGAAAUCAAGCCUGGUGAAAUUGUGGAGUUAACAGCAAAAGGUUUUGAGUCAAAGAGAAUUGUUCCACUUCAAAACCCAGAAAAACCACCAUCAUUCUGCAUUUUUGAGUAUGUGUACUUUGCACGACCAGACAGCAUGUUUGAGGGACAGAUGGUCUAUGGUGUGCGCCAGGAAUGUGGCAGGCAGCUAGCUGUAGAAGCCCCUGUGGAAGCAGAGCUAGUCAGCACUGUACCAGAGUCAGCCACUCCUGCAGCAUUGGGUUACUCCUUACAGACUGGCAUACCUUAUGUUGAGGUACUCACCAAAAAUCGUUACGUAGGACGGACAUUUAUACAGCCUAGUGACAGGCUUCGGAAGCUUGGUGUUGCCAGGAAAUUUGGACCACUGUCAAUGAAUUUCAAGGGAAAGAGGGUUGUGCUGAUUGAUGAUUCCAUUGUAAGGGGAAACACAAUGGGCCCUAUAAUCAAACUCUUGAAACAGGCAGGAGCUAGAGAGGUUCAUAUCCGUGUGGCAUCACCACCAGUCAAGUAUCCCUGUUACAUGGGAAUCAACAUUCCAACAAAGGAAGAACUGAUUGCAAAUAAGAUGCAUGCAGAGGAACUAGCAGAACAUUUGGGAGCUGACAGUUUGGUUUACUUGAGUUUAGAUGGCCUUGAGACAGCUGUGCGCUCUGGUAUAGUCAAUCCUGCUGGUGAGAAAAUUGGCCACUGUACAGCCUGCUUGAGUGGACAGUAUCCAGUUGAUGUGCUGGAUUGGUGAAUAAUGCCUAGAGCAGAAAUAUAUUUGUGCAACCAAGCUCUGUCUGAAGCUUGUAUAAGUUAUUUAGUGUUUUUCUACCAAGAUACCCUGAUUAGGGGAUCAAACCUUGAAUAAGGUUGAUAGGGUGAACAUCAAAUCACUUACUGUACUAAAAGCAAGAGAAUAUAUUCAACAUAAAGCCAAUCUUAAAGUCACCAUGAACUGCAGACUAGGUAACAACAAACUGAACCAUUAAUACAUAAAUACCUAGCUAAAAGCCAAAUGUUAAUGAUAACUCUCAGCAAUAGUUGGUUAAUUGAAGACAGUUCCUCUCUGCAAGGCUAAUGCUGUUAAAAGCCAAACUGCUAACGCAACCUUUUUGGUUGUGACUCAGGCUUGGAAGAGACAGUUAAAAUAUCUUAUCAGUUAACAGUCUUGUAGCAGGAAUUUUGUGGACUAGGCAUUCCUUAGAUCAUACAUGUAAGCCAGGAAACCUAGUCCUGGAUUACUUUGUAUGAGCAGUGUAAUUUAUUCCUUUAUAUCAGUAUUUUUGAUGCCCAAGGAGAGAAAAAUGUGAGUUCAAUUUACAAAGAUGUAUCACUAUUUAGAAAGAGAGUUCCUGAGUGUGAAAACCAGACAGUUUAAAUUCCUUUCAUAAUGAUAUUUUUAAAUUUUAAGAGAGAUUGUUUUAGAAAAGAUUGAGAUACUAAGUCAAGAACAAUCUUCCAGUAACUCUAAAGCUGCACUUAACUCAGCUUCUUAUCAAAAGUGUAAGAUUUCUAGUUUUUUUCUUUUUCUCGAUAGGGGUCAGGUUUUGAGUUAUGUUUUGAAGUUAUCUGAGUGGUUUAAAACUGUGUUUUUCUGAUGAAUGAGUAAGAAUUCUUGGGAAAAACCUGCUGGUUUUAAAUUCCUCCUGGCUUGACCUUGCUCCCAUGUAGUCAAGUAGUCGCCUUUUUAUUUUUAAGUUUACUGAUUCUAGUUCAAAACCAUAAACAGGGAGAGUUAGUGUGGCUAUGUUUUCAACAUCCAAUCAUACAAAACGAGGUCAUGUAAUGAGUGUCCAUACAUAAACUUGUACACAGGAAAUUUCUACCAACUUUUUGGAACUUAUGUCACAAAAAUAUAUUGGUAGAGAUUUCUAUUAACCUUAAAUUAUUUUUUUUGUUUUAAGAAACAUUUUGUGGUGUGAAUCUUCAGAUUCUAAUUUCCCAAUUUAAUUGUGGUGUUUUGAAAUAAAGGAGUGAUACAUUCAAUGCAA